UCGAGGGGUGUUCGGUAUCACUCUACUAAUUAUUUCGCUCGUGCUGGUCGCUUAUAUGUCCAACAAAAGAAAUGAUGUCGUUUGCUCGUUCAUUUUACCGUAGACGCAUUUGACUUGUGUCUGUUCUAUGAGCGCAAAAGGUGUUUUUGUGUUUUCCGUCCACUUCCUGUUUCCGCCGCACACGUGAGCUCGUCGUCACAGGGUAAACUUCACGUAAAGAACCGCCGCCGAACAAUCACACGAACAGUUCGGGUGAUAUCUUCCAACGAAAAAAGAAAAGGAAAUGGCUCUCUCUGUUCUCCUCACAUUCACGCUCUUGUUCGCCGUCACGUCGACACAGUUCAUUCCGCCGUAUACAGAAGACUGUCGGACAGACACGUAUCCGCCAAACGGCCCCACGUUCAGAGGAGCCGUGGGUUGGUACACCGUGGACCUCGACUCGCCCCCCAGCAAGAGAUGGGACGCUGUGAUUACUGAGAAAAAAACGCAUCUGGUCAACAUGAUUCAGGCCAUCAGAGACUUGGCUAAUGCUUUUGUGCCCAGUGGGAAACUGAUCGAGCUGGUGGACGUGACUCUGCCUAUAAUGGCGGACACCCUCCCAAGUCCUUUCAGUGAGGAAAUCAAAGGAAUUGCUGCUGUUUCGGGGAUUCCUCUUGGUGAGGUCGUCCUGUUCAACAUCUUCUAUGAGGUGUUCACCGUGUGCACGUCAAUUGUUGCAGAAGACCAUAAAGGUAACCUCAUCCACGGCCGAAAUCUGGAUUUUGGAUUAUUCAUGGGCUGGGAUGUGAAAAACAAGUCAUGGAUCAUUAGCGAGAAGCUGAAGCCCCUCGUGGUCAACCUCGACUUCAGGAGAAACAACCAGACCGUGUUCAAGUCCACCAACUUUGCAGGAUACGUCGGCAUGCUGACCGGCAUCAAGCCCCACACAUUCACUCUGACCAUGAAUGAACGCUUCAGCCUGGAUGGCGGAUACAUCGGAAUCAUGGAGUGGGUCCUGGGCAAGAGAGACGGCAUGUGGAUGAGCUUCCUCACGCGCUCUGUGCUCGAAGAUGCUAACAGCUACGAGGAGGCAAAAACUCGCCUGGCCCAGACCAAGCUGCUCGCUCCGGCCUACUUCAUCCUCGGGGGAAACCAGACGGGGCAGGGCUGCAUCAUCACCCGCUCCAGGUUGCUCAACAUCGAUUUGUUGGAGAUUGACGUGAAGCUCGGCCGCUGGUACGUGCUGGAGACCAACUACGACCACUGGGAGGAGCCUCUGUUCCUGGACGACCGCAGAACUCCCGCCAUGAAGUGCAUGAACCAGACAGCUCAGAAGAACAUCUCUGUAAACACCAUGUACGACGUUCUCUCAACCAAACCAGUGUUGAAUAAGUUGACCACAUACACAACACUGAUGCAAGUAUCUGAAGGCAAACUGGAGUCGUACAUCCGUGACUGCCCUAACCCCUGCAUGCCCUGGUGAUCCUCCGAUCGGAGCGCCGAUCACUUUGUAAAUGCUCGGCUGCAUAAGGAUCAGCUGAUCUCGGGAUGAAACCACACAUCGUUGCUCUAAGCACAGCUACAAAUCACCUGAACCAAAGUUUGUCUCCCUGAUGUCACUUCUUUUUUUCCAACCAUUCAGAUGAAGAAAAACCGUUGCCAACACUAAAUCCUGCUUUUUCUGUCACGAGGGGAAACUGGUACAAGAUGUUUAAAUGUUUUCCCUUGUUUUUUUGUACCUGGAUCUCCACAUGGGCCUUGAAUGCAGUUGUGUAUCAUGAAAUUAAUUUUAUCGUAAUUUUUCUCAAAUGCAGCCCAUGCUCACCGUUUUGUGCCUCUCAACACUGUGUUAUGAGGCCCUGCUAUAGUUUUCUUCCCAAAUCAGGGUUGUGAACAUCUUAAAAGGUUAAAAACAGCUCAGUUACCGGUACAGUUUCAUCACAUGACUACUGACAAUGUUGCACAAUACUGAUAUAUGUAUGUAUCUAACUCUUCGUUGACCCACUUUUUUUUAAAGAUUUAUUAAAAUAAUUUACAAAAUUA
Messenger RNA from Scophthalmus maximus (turbot), 2022 nucleotides. It is a transcript of the gene asah1b, whose product is annotated as N-acylsphingosine amidohydrolase (acid ceramidase) 1b. The coding region runs from base 284 to 1462 and encodes 392 amino acids. Gene Ontology annotation, molecular function: N-acylsphingosine amidohydrolase activity; fatty acid amide hydrolase activity. The transcript is spliced from 14 exons. Gene Ontology annotation, biological process: fatty acid metabolic process. Gene Ontology annotation, cellular component: lysosome. The record is from RefSeq and is a predicted model, not a curated record. NCBI's taxonomy places the organism in Eukaryota, Metazoa, Chordata, Actinopteri, Pleuronectiformes, Scophthalmidae.